CUCCCGGGUCACUCAUAGGGGUGGGUAACUUCACUCACUGCAACUUCCCUUUCCAGAAACUUUUAAUGUGGUGGAAGUGCGUUUCAAGGCUUGUGAACGCGCAUUAUUUAAGUUGACUUUUAACUGGUGAUAUCGUUCUUUGUAGGGUAACCUGACGGCGCGGGACUUCUUUAGUAUUUUUUUUAUUCAAAAUGACUUCAUUCCUGUGGAUUUUACUUCUGGCAAAUCUUUUGGGAACACCAAUAGCGCAAGACUUGAACCUUGCUGAUGCCUUUGGUGAUGGCGAUAUACCCCCUACAAAACCACCAGUGAAACCUGCCCCACCCAAAAACUCAAGUCCUGAUGAUUUUGAUCUAGCAGGUGCAUUAGAUUUCGAUGACCCCGAGAAACCAGCUGUGAAUCCCCCUAAAGAAGAUCCAAAGAAACCAACUGGAGAUGGCUUUGAUUUAUCUGAUGCAUUGGGUCCAGAUACUGAACCCAAAAAACCUGUAGUGAAGCCACCUGAAGGGGGUGGGACUGUUUCAGGUGGUGGCAAUUUGGAUGACAAAGACCUGCUUGACGUGAUGGAUGGUGAGGAUGGCUAUAAGCCAGAUGGAGGCAAAAGUGGAGGGCGAGCAGCUGUCUCUGAACAUGAAGGGGGUGCUUCUGACCAACCUCAAGGCGGGGCACUAGCUGGCAUCAUCAGCUCUGUGGGUGUUGCUCUUAUUGGUGCAGCUUCAGGUUACAUUGCAUAUCAGAAAAAGAAACUUUGUUUCAAAAUUCAAGGAGGGCAAGACCCAGAGAGUGGCAAAACCCAGCAUGGUGGCACCUCUGAUAAUCAGGUUUUUAGCAACCUGCUCAAUUCAUCCUAAUUGGUGCCCAGUCUGCCAAAUGGAACAAAUAUAUGCACCUUCAUCAUACAACUAUGGAAAGCCUUACCCUAUGGGAUAACAACCGUUAUGUCAGAUGCUGAUUAACUUUAAUGCGUUUACAAUCCUUGUGUUUGUGUUUAUUGUUUAACUGAACUUUUGGUUUAAGAAUGUUUUUUUCUGUAUUCAAAUAUUUUUUGUGUAUUUAGAUUGUGUACAAACAAAUUAUUGUGUCUUUGAGAAAUUAGAGGAAUAAGUCACUUUUAGUAUUCUUCAACUAGUGCAAAUGUAAGAUUCAACACUUUAUGUUUAGGAGAUUAUUACUGUUUUAGAGAUUGUAUUAUUUCAGUUGCAUAAAGGACUUGCUAUUUAGAAGAGCAAACUGACUUCCAUUCAUUGAUUACAUCAGUUUUUGUUUUUCAUUAGACAUUUGUUUUUGCAGCACAUCUUUUGGAACAGAUAUGUUACUCUGUUUAAUCUGUAUUAGUUUGUAAACUUUCCUAAAAAGUUACUGGAUGACAGAAGAUGAUAUGAUGUUGAUAAACACGGGUAAGAAUCUGAUUUUGUUUUAAGAAAAAUCUUACUAAAUUAAAUAACAUGGAAAAAGUAAGGGCUGCUAACCUGCGACCAAACAUGAUUCAUGCAUCAUUUUAACUUAUUUAAAUUAGAAAGGUUUUAAAUAGAAGACCGUUCUUUUGUUAUUGUAAGUACAAAUGAGAUAAGAUUUGAUCAUAUUCAGGCUGGAUUUUAGGCUGUCCAUACGCACAAUUGAAUCCGUAUUUAAUGUAGCGGUUUUAUCAAUUUCCCUCCUACAACUGACUAACUUAAACCCAUAACCACAGACAUUCAACGCUUUGUGUCCUUCGUUGUUUAGUAGUUUUGUUUGAAUUUGCUUUGAUUCUCCUCAAAAUAAAGCCAUUUGUAAACGU
This is a messenger RNA of Triplophysa dalaica, 1777 nucleotides long. It is a transcript of the gene cd99, whose product is annotated as CD99 molecule. The coding region runs from base 192 to 851 and encodes 219 amino acids. The record is from RefSeq and is a predicted model, not a curated record. Gene Ontology annotation, biological process: positive regulation of neutrophil extravasation; T cell extravasation; homotypic cell-cell adhesion. NCBI's taxonomy places the organism in Eukaryota, Metazoa, Chordata, Actinopteri, Cypriniformes, Nemacheilidae. The transcript is spliced from 14 exons.